CUGGCCCCGCCCCUCCGCCGGGAGCGCCGAUGGACUCGAUGCGCGGGGGCGCAGCUGCGGCGGAGCGGCGACGCCGGACCCUGGCUGCCCGCUGCCCUGGUCACUCCGCCGAGCCCCGAGGGCUGCCCGGAGCGCCCCCCGGAGCACACGCAGGGGCAGGUAACUGACUCUCCUGGGGAAGCAGACGGGGUGCUCCCCAAGUUAAGAAACAUGCCUCCCAAGUUCAAGCGCCACCUGAACGAUGACGACGUCACUGGAUCCGUGAAGAGCGAAAGGAGGAAUCUUCUGGAAGAUGACUCAGAUGAAGAAGAGGACUUUUUCCUGAGGGGGCCUUCUGGACCAAGAUUCGGACCCAGGAAUGAUAAGAUCAAGCAUGUUCAGAAUCAGGUGGACGAAGUCAUCGAUGUCAUGCAAGAAAAUAUCACGAAGGUCAUCGAAAGGGGGGAGAGAUUGGAUGAACUCCAGGACAAGUCAGAGAGCUUAUCGGAUAACGCAGCUGCUUUCAGCAACAGAUCCAAACAGCUUCGACGACACAUGUGGUGGCGUGGAUGCAAGAUAAAAGCUAUCAUGGCUUUGGUCGCCGUGACCCUUUUGCUAGUGAUCAUCAUUCUUAUAUUUGUGAAGUACCGCACCUGACUUGAUGUCUGUUGAACCCAGGGCAGUAACGAAAGAUGGCACCGUGUACAGAACCUUUGAGACUCCCCCCCACCCCACCCCAGAGCGUGAGGCAAGCGUCACUUCAAAUGGGAGCACCGGAAAUGUCCACUUCCCCUCCCGCCCAACAAAACGUGCUUUUCAUAAUUUUUUGAAGCAGAUAACCCCAACCUCUCUUUUGCCACACCCCAAGGAGCUCUUUGGAAGCGACAUGCUUGCCAGCGCGUUAUUCGUGUAUAUAGUUAAACACUGAUAAUGAGAUUUCAUACUGUGAUUUCAGCGACGUCAGGACUUGCAUUAUUGCAUCUCUGGUGGGGCAGCCGAUGGGAGAAGUGUUCACGCUCUCCAGCAAAAGGAGAUUGCAGAACCCCCCUGACAGUAUUUGCAAGAUUCUCCUCACAUUAUAAUUGCUUUGCAAUUUCCACAUGUUUAUGGAUGUAACCAAAACCAAGUGUUGUCAAUGUGGCUACCUUCAGCUCUUACUUAAAAACAUUCCAGUAAACCUAUUUUUGACCGUA
Molecule: messenger RNA, 1172 nt
Organism: Sorex fumeus (smoky shrew)
Lineage: Eukaryota; Metazoa; Chordata; Mammalia; Eulipotyphla; Soricidae
Gene: VAMP4
Product: vesicle associated membrane protein 4
Exons: 8
Coding region: 211-636 (141 amino acids)
Biological process (GO): Golgi ribbon formation; vesicle-mediated transport
Cellular component (GO): membrane
Source: RefSeq, a predicted model, not a curated record